AUGCCUGGCGAGAGAAACGAGGAGAGGAAAAUUGAUUUAAAAAUCAAUAGUCGUGGCUGAGCGAGGAAUCCACUUCAUUCGGCGGAGUGUUGUCACCGUAAAAAGUUCUCUCGUGAACCGCGUGCUUCCUUGUUGCGUUUGUCACCAUGACCAGGAGGUGAGUAGCACCGCACGCACCACACACGCAGGGAGCGAUGACCGAUAGACACGAGGAUGAUGGGCAGGAGGAGGAGGAGGAGGGCGACUGGGAGUAUGCGAAGCGCGGAAUCGCUCUGUGGCUCAACAAUCAGCCCGACGAGGCGGAGGAACACCUGCACAGGCGGACGGACAAUCUUCAAACCAUGAUUGCCUAUACAUUCAUCAGCUGCAUGAACGCUGUGAUCUCAUUUGAGAUGGAAAAAAUCGAGCGAGCACAGCAGGUGCUCCAGAGUGUUGAGCAGCGAUGCGGAGGUGCCCAAAAUGGGUGGUUUCACUCUGUAAAGUCGAUUUUUUUCGGCUCAAAUGAUGCCCCAAAGUCCCUGGCAAUGCGCCUGGAGACACAGAUUAUCCUGGCUGACACACAACUCUGCUCGGCGAUACUCACAUUCCUCACGCAGGAUCUCAGUGGCUACAUGAAGGGUAUUUGGUUGCUGAAGAAGGCGUGGAAUGAGUACCAGCAGACACAUAGUGAGCUCGUUGGCAUCUACGGGAGACUCAGGGCACGCAAGACCACGGAUACCGUGGCAAGGAGACCAAAGUAUGGAAUUGUACAGAGUGUGAGUGAGUACCUGCUGGGGAAUGCCUUCUCGGCGCGCUUCUUUGAGCGUCCACCCAUCAAAAUUCCCCGCAGCAAGUCCACGGGGCACAGCUUAGCCACUAGUGAGGCACACAGUGCUGCAAAUCCGUCCAGAAGUAGUGUUAGUAUGCGAACAAGUCAAUCCACGGACUUUGCCACGGCCAGCCCCCUUCCGGAGAUUGACGAGGCAACCGUUGAGCGGCUCAUGGGUGCUGUGAAUUUUGGGUAUGGGCUCUUUCAGCUCAGCAUCUCCCUCCUGCCGCCCAAUAUCCUCCGGAUGAUUAGUUUUCUCGGCUUCGAGGGGAAUCGCAAUACAGGUCGCUCCUGCUUGGAAUACUCUCGCUCCACGGAUGACAUUCGUGCACCCCUGGCCACGCUGGCACUUCUCUGGUACCUCACAAUUGGCACGCAAAUCUUCGCAUCCACCGAGCUGAGUUGCAGGGACGCCGCUCGGGAUGCUGCAGCAAUUCUCGCGCAAACAGACAACCAAUACGGCUCAUCGUCGCUGCAUCUCUUCUUCCGGGGACGUGUUGCACGUAUGCGGAGUGAAAUUGACGUCGCUCUGGACUUUUUUCAACGUGCCUAUCGCGUGGCAGCGCAAUCGGAGAUGCGUCUUUUGUGCCUCCACGAGGUGGGUUGGUGCCACCUCAUCCGGAUGGAGUAUGAGGAUGCCACGGAGGCAUUUCACUGCCUCGGGCAUGCCACGCAAUUCUCCAAGAGCUUCUUCAUCUACCUCGUGGCCAUUUGUCAGGGUGCCAGUGGGAAGUUUGAUGAUCUCCCCAUCUUGCGCAAUGAGCUGCAGCAUCACCUCCAAUCGGCAACGUCCAAAGAAACGGAGAUUCAGCGCUUCCUCGUUGGGAGGCACACGCAAAUGCCCGAAGAGACCACUGACGCCACCUUCUGGCGCUACCUCACCUACGAGAUGCUCUUCCUGUGGAACACCCUCGAGAUCUGCAGCCCCGCCAUUCUGGACACAAUUGCCAUUGACUGUGCCAAGCCCCAGGAGACAAUAAAGGAACCCAUCGAGGGUCUAGCAAAGCUCAUCCUCGGCACAUGCCACGAGCUACGUGGACAACAUGCGGAUGCCAUUAAUGCCUACCGGGAGUGCAUUGAGGUACGUCAGACCGGCAGCACGGAGUUCCUCCACAUUCCUGCCUUUGCCCACGUGAGACUGGCUCUCCUCCUCAUGGCGCAAGGGGGCACCCAGCAGCACGAGGAGGCGCGUAGUCUCCUCCGGAAUGCCCAACAAUUCAAGGGCUAUGACUUUGAAUGUCGUCUCAGUGUGAGAAUCAAUGCGGCUCUCAAGCAACUCGCGGCUUAAGUUCUCUCUCUCUCUCUUCUGCGGAUUCUUAUUCUAUAUGUACAUUAAUCUGUUACAGUCUCAAAUGGAAAUUUGGUAAAAAUGGGCUUUUAUUUUAUAAAUUAUUUAGAUUAAUGUAACAUUCGUGAUAAGUUAUCUAGUCGAAAAAUACUUAAUACUCCAUUUCAUUGUUAAUGUUUAAGUUUUUUAAUUAAAAGAAUAAAAUAGGUUUAAUUUUAAUUUAAUUGUUUGUUCAUAACAUUUAGUACAGCAGAAGUAAUUGGAAAUCUAACCACAACCUCUAAAUAAAGAAACUAGGACAUGUGUA
Molecule: messenger RNA, 2403 nt
Organism: Lutzomyia longipalpis
Lineage: Eukaryota; Metazoa; Arthropoda; Insecta; Diptera; Psychodidae
Product: tetratricopeptide repeat protein 39C-like
Exons: 2
Coding region: 195-2096 (633 amino acids)
Biological process (GO): cilium assembly
Molecular function (GO): protein binding
Source: RefSeq, a predicted model, not a curated record